Choloepus didactylus (southern two-toed sloth) is the source of this 1628-nucleotide messenger RNA. RefSeq names its product cilia and flagella associated protein 298 (gene CFAP298). The coding region runs from base 473 to 1345 and encodes 290 amino acids. NCBI's taxonomy places the organism in Eukaryota, Metazoa, Chordata, Mammalia, Pilosa, Megalonychidae. The record is from RefSeq and is a predicted model, not a curated record. Gene Ontology annotation, biological process: regulation of cilium movement. The transcript has 7 exons.
GGUUGUCCUCGCCACCCAUUUCCAACCAAGAACCCCUCACCCCACGCUAGUCCACCCAUCUUCCUGGAGGCUCCGGACCCACCUGCCCUCCCACAGCGGUUUGGUCUGUGUUUGAGAGUUGCCGGGACAACAGCCACUUCGGGGGAGGGACUCCGCGGAUCCUCGUUUCCCCUGGCAGCGGCUGCUUCCGGGAGUGGAUUGCCGGGUUUUCAUGCUCCUCGCUUCCCCACCCUAGGGCUCGGACCUAGAGGCAGUGGAUCCUCAGACUCUGUGUUGAACUGUUGCUCCUGGCAACAGCCACUUCCGAGAGCGAGUGCCUGUAGCGCGGGGUCUGGAAAUUCUGGUUCCGGCCUCUGAGCAGCGGUUGGUCGGUCGCUGCUGUUAGCCGGUCGGGGUAGCCUCGUUGGGCCGGGCCCGCGGGCGGCACAUCCCGGGUCUCCUCGCCGCCUCGGCGGGGCCUCCUCCGGCCGCCAUGGUUCUGCUGCACGUGAAGCGCGGCGACGAGAGCCAGUUCCUGCUGCAGGCGCCGGGGAGCAUCGAGCUGGAGGAGCUCACGGUGCAGGUGACCCGGGUCUACAACGGGCGGCUCAAGGUGCAGCGCCUCUGCACAGAAAUGGAAGAAUUAGCAGAACAUGGCAUAUUUCUGCCUCCUAAUAUGCAAGGACUGACUGAUGACCAGAUCGAGGACUUGAAAUUAAAGGAUGAAUGGGGUGAAAAGUGUGUGCCCAGUGGGGGGUCAAUAUUUAAAAAAGAUGAUAUUGGACGAAGGAAUGGGCAAGCUCCAAAUGAAAAAAUGAAGCAAGUUUUGAAGAAGACUGUAGAAGAAGCCAAAGCAAUCAUAUCCAAGAAACAAGUGGAAGCUGGUGUCUGUGUUACGCUGGAGAUGGUGAAGGAUGCCUUGGAUCAGCUUCGAGGGGCCGUGAUGAUCGUUUACCCGAUGGGAUUGCCGCCAUAUGACCCCAUCCGAAUGGAAUUUGAAAACAAAGAAGAUUUGUCAGGAACCCAGGCAGGACUCGAAGUCAUUCAAGAAGCAGAGGCACAACUGUGGUGGGCAGCCAAGGAGUUGAGAAGAACAAAGAAGCUUUCCGAGUAUGUGGGGAAAAAUGACAAAACCAAAAUUAUCGUCAAGAUUCAGCAAAGGGGACAAGGAGCUCCAGCCCGAGAACCUAUUAUUAGCAGCGAGGAGCAGAAACAGCUGAUGCUGUAUUAUCACAGAAGGCAGGAGGAACUCAAGAAAUUGGAAGAAAAUGAUGACGACUCCUGUUUAAAUUCUCCGUGGGCAGAUAACACUGCUUUGAAAAGACAUUUUCAUGGUGUGAAGGACAUAAAAUGGAGACCAAAAUGAAGUGCACCAUUGAUUAAGCUCCUAAAAUUAUUAACUCACCUUUAUUUUGGGCAAAAUAAUUAUAAUAUUAAUAAUAAUAAUACCCACUAGCCUCUAUGAAAGAUGUUUACAUUUCUAGUUUUCCUAGUUUUUCUUUUAGUUUUAAUUUUUAAAAUGAAGGUUAUUUGAAGUCUUAGGACUCAAUAAAUACAAAAGAAUCUGCCCAAAUUAUUUUUAUUUCAGGAUAACUUUAAUAUUUGAGGUUCUUCUUUGAUAAAAUAUUAAAAACGAAGUUGCAGUCUUA